Messenger RNA from Exophiala oligosperma, 1511 nucleotides. RefSeq lists its product as uncharacterized. The coding region runs from base 401 to 982 and encodes 193 amino acids. The record is from RefSeq and is a predicted model, not a curated record. Lineage: Eukaryota; Fungi; Ascomycota; Eurotiomycetes; Chaetothyriales; Herpotrichiellaceae. The transcript has a single exon.
CCCAAGCCCAAGGGCCAAAAUGAUAAUUUGUGCGACGAAGGGGGGAGGGGGGCAUAAUGCUCUUCUAUCUGUGACCUAGGCUAUCUGCGAAGAUAAAUUAAUUGGCCUCUCCGAAUUUCCCAUAUCUUCCUCAUACACCUACUUUACUUCGUGACCUCAGUACUGUGCUCAUACUCCAGUUCCAGCAGUUUAGUCUUGCAGCACCGGAAAGAAACGGAGUGGCUCUUUGGUCCUUUUCUAGAAGACAUUCGAAAGAGCUCGUCACUCGUGUCACAAAUUUUAACGAGAGUUUCGCAGAGUUUGCAACGCUAGGAGCACUGUGCUCUCUCUACACCUCUCCCUCUCUACCUUUGAUUCCGACAAAGCCUACCUGAAGAGUCACUAUACCUCCUCUUCCACCAUGUCCGCCCUCGACCCCAGCGCACCCUCACAACCCACCCAGCAGACGGGCCUCAACCAGGCGGGUAACCCGGCGUCCAAGACGACGGCCGAACAAGCCACCUCUCGCGCCGACACGUCCAACGGCAAGGACGCCCGGAUCAUCGACCACCGGGAGAGCCACGACGUCCCUUCGCAGCACAGCGGGGCCGCGCACCCAGGCGCUCGAGGAUCCGGUGCCCGAGGGCCCCUGACCGAGAACCUCAUCCCCGAAUCCGACGCGCAGAAUUAUUCGCAAAACAGUGAACUGGAGGGCGAGCAGAUGCGCAUGGCGGGAGAAGGGGACGUCGCGAGGGCGGUGCGUCGGGGCGGCGGCGGUGGCCACGCCGGUGAAGAGAGCCUCACCGCCGACGUCGACAGAAAACAGGCCGAGCACGAGGCGGAACUGCACAAGCGAGGGGAGCGGACGGGCAAGGAGAUCGAGGAGGAAGGGAACGAAGAUUGGACGGGCAAAAAGGCGGACGUGGCGAGUGCGUUGGUUGGAGGGAGGGAACGCAUCGACGAGGGCGAGAGGCCCAAGGUGGUGCUUGCCGCGGAGGAGUAGAGGUUGAAUCGAGGCUACGCGGUGGUUGAAGGGACGAAUUUUUUUUUGUAAGGCACAAAAGUCAGAAGAGGUCGUGACGAGCUGAUUUGGUUCAGACCUCAGAAGAAAUGGUUGUGCCAUUUGCAUUUCACAUCCUGGUCAACCGUGGGCCUCCUUUGGCUACCGAUUUGGUCACAACAUUCGCGCGAUCCAGCCGCGUGAUUUAUGAUAACUGAACGUUCUUCCUCUAUCAACGGCUCCGAAUCGACCGUCGACCUCGACGAUAGAAGCCCCUAUGUAUCAUUACCCACAGAAUCUGAGAACGUUCAAUUAGUAGAAAGAGAGAGAUGGGUAAUCAAAUACCCAGCAAUGAUUUCUGACGUGUACCUUUGAGGAUUGUCACCUGUUUGGCUUUGUACCUCUUGGACCUGGCCCGGUAGUGCUUCCAAGCCAGUCCCCAACACUCUCUCAAAAUAGCCGUCUGUGCGUCGUCUCCGACCAUAAAACAAAGACGUUGUUGCAGUCGACGUCUUUGUAUACCCGACUUAGG